This is a messenger RNA of Nyctereutes procyonoides (raccoon dog), 1562 nucleotides long. RefSeq names its product cytosolic arginine sensor for mTORC1 subunit 1 (gene CASTOR1). Gene Ontology annotation, cellular component: cytosol. Gene Ontology annotation, molecular function: arginine binding. The record is from RefSeq and is a predicted model, not a curated record. Bases 119 to 1108 code for a protein of 329 amino acids. Gene Ontology annotation, biological process: negative regulation of TORC1 signaling; cellular response to L-arginine. The transcript is spliced from 9 exons. Lineage: Eukaryota; Metazoa; Chordata; Mammalia; Carnivora; Canidae.
GCGGCGUGGACGCGGCCACACAGCGGCUCCUUUAAGCCCCCGGCACCGCCCCCCCCGCCCCGCCCCCGGCGGCGGCCUGGGUCUGGUUGGCGGCGGGGUCGGGUCCGCGCGGACCGUGAUGGAGCUGCACAUCCUAGAGCACCGGGUGCGGGUGCUGAGCCUCGCCCGCCCAGGUCUCUGGCUCUACACUCACCCGCUCAUCAAGCUGCUCUUCCUGCCCCGCCGCAGCCGGUGCAAGUUCUUCAGCCUGACGGAGACCCCUGAGGAUUACACGCUCAUGGUGGACGAGGAGGGCUUCAAAGAGCUACCCCCAUCUGAGUUCCUUCAAGUGGCUGAGGCCACAUGGCUGGUGCUGAACGUGUCAUCUCACAGUGGUGCAGCCGUGCAGGCUGCCGGAGUCACCAAAAUUGCCCGCUCGGUCAUUGCACCACUGGCAGAGCACCAUGUGUCUGUCCUGAUGCUGUCCACUUACCAAACGGACUUCAUCCUGGUGCGGGAACAGGACCUGUCCGUGGUGAUCCACACACUAUCCCAGGAGUUCGACAUUUACCGGGAAGUGGGUGGGGAGCCUGUGCCUGUUGCCAGGGAGGAUUCCAGCAAUGGCUUUCCCCGUUCGCAGCAUGGGCCUAGUCCCACGGUGCAUCCCAUCCAGAGCCCCCAGAACCGCUUCUGUGUCCUCACAUUGGACCCUGAGACACUGCCAGCCAUCGCUACCACGCUCAUCGAUGUCCUCUUCUACUCCUACAGUGCCCCCAAGGAGGCAGCCUCUGGUGGUACUGGACCCAGCUCCAUUACAUUCUUUGCCUUCUCCCUCAUUGAGGGCUACAUCUCCAUCGUCAUGGACGCUGAGACGCAGAAAAAAUUCCCCAGUGACCUCCUGCUAACCAGUUCCUCAGGAGAGCUGUGGAGGAUGGUGCGCAUUGGUGGACAGCCCUUGGGCUUUGAUGAGUGUGGGAUCGUGGCCCAGAUUGCAGGCCCCCUGGCUGCAGCCGACAUCUCUGCCUAUUACAUUAGCACCUUCAACUUUGACCAUGCCUUGGUGCCUGAGGAUGGUAUCAGCAGUGUCAUUGAGGUCCUCCAGCGACGGCAGGAUGGCCAGAGCUCCUGAGGCCUCCACAUUCUCCCUUCACCCCAGGCUUCCAGAGACUUCUCUAAGCUAUUUCCUCAAGCUCUGGGAUGAGCCUUCCCCACCCCCAUUCCUGCCGGGGGACCCCCUCCUUCUGCUCUCUGUAUUAAGCUGCGUGAAGGCACCGGCUCUCAUGUGGACAUGCGUGUCUGCCCACGCAGGGGAACACGGUGCUCAGGGCUUUCCUCACCCCAUCACUCCCUGCGCGGCCUCAGUGUUUGCACAUUCCCUGCCUGAGGCCCGAGCCAUCCCCUCUCAGCACCCUGGGCCAGCCACUGGACAGGGUCCUUAUCUCCGUUCUGCCUCUGGCUGGGUUGCCUUCCCUGGCCAGGUGAGUUCUGACAGUGCCUGCCCCUCAGGGGGCCUCCAAGAAAAGUAUUUUUACAUCUUUCUCCCUUUUUUAUUGACUUGUUAAUAAAGGGCUUGUAGUUCUAAA